This is a messenger RNA of Aplysia californica (California sea hare), 1224 nucleotides long. RefSeq lists its product as uncharacterized. NCBI's taxonomy places the organism in Eukaryota, Metazoa, Mollusca, Gastropoda, Aplysiida, Aplysiidae. The record is from RefSeq and is a predicted model, not a curated record.
GCCUUCAGUGACCAGCAGUACCUGCCUGCAGCAUGUCGUGCCACCAGCCGUCCAUCUUCAGUUGUCCAGUCUGACGUCAGACUGACCACCACUGACCAUCUUUGACCACCACAGACAAGCACUGACCACCGGUGGUAUGUGCCACCACCACACGACAUAGAAAAAUACAGCCACUGACCAGCGCUGAAUAUCAGUGGCAUGUGCCACCGCUACUCAACCUAAAACAGACAGCCACUGACCAUCACUGACAACACAUUAGCAUGUGUCACCGCCACACGACAUAGAAAAAAACAGCCACUGACCACCACAGACCAUCGAGAAGAUGUCGGGGUCCCUGCCCGAGAAUCACGUGACCCUCCUUCUCUUCUUCUCCCUCACUAUCUCCUUCCCCGCCGCCUUGUGCACCAUACAGAGCUGCCACGCCUGGCCAAUGACCCAGUUAGUCGACAAGGUCACUGACACGUGGCUUAUCCGCGAAGUGGACCUGGGGUCUUCCAAGUCCCGUCUGGACUGCGCUCGGCUGUGCGUGAGUAUGUUGGCGUGUACGAGUUUUAUGGUGAACCACUCCACGCGGCGGUGUCGGCUGCACGCGCAUCGACUCACGGAUCUCGACAUCUUCCGGCCUGACCUGGGAUUUGUGACGUAUGAGACGAGCAGAGCCCCUGGUGCAGUCGGCAGUAAAUGUACCACAGACAUCGAGUGUGCCAUGAAUAACUCGCUCUGUCUGUCAGGACAAUGCCAGUGCCAGGCCACUCACAGCUACUCCCCGAACUCUCGCUCCUGCGUCACAGAAUGCCCGGAGUACGGCCAGGAGUUCACGGUGUUCCCCAACAAUUACAUCACCGGAAACAACCUGCAGGUCUUCAUCGAGCCGGAAAUGAUCACACCGGAAGCGUGCGAGGCAGCGUGCCUGGCCUACACCUUGGACGUGUGUCGUUCGAUCGACCUGGACUACGAUCUACAGAUGUGCCUCGUCAGCAACGAGACAAGUUUCACAGCACCUGCCUCCUUUAUCUACUACGUGAAGAAUAUUUUUUACCAUCAGAGACAGUGCGCUUACCAGGACUAGAGAUCUAGAUGGCGAGGAUACUGUGCUGAGUGCCGAUUUGCAGUGCGGUCAAAAAAUACGUGGCGCAAUUCAUUAUGAAAUCUUCAUAUUAUGGUCGCUUUUAAGGACAAGCAGGCUAUCCCAGAUUUCGGGGGUUUCCAGAAAUCUUGACCUAC